AAUGGGAAAAUGAACCUGUUAUUUUAAAGGAGAGACUGCUUUCAGAAAGCAAGAUAGAAAGAUAUAUGCUGAAAAAAACAUAUAAAACGUAAAACCUUAGUGUUUUUUAUCCUGUUUUUACGGCAGGAAAACAAACAAAAGAAGAAGAAAAAGAACCAAUCAGAGCUCACCGUUGUCAUCUGACCUGCAGCCAAUCAGCGUCACCAUGGAUGAAUUUCAAAAACUCACCCGCCAUGAUUGUUGUGUUUUUAGGCUGAACUGAGUCCGUCCGUUGUGCACUCGGUUUUUAUUUUUAUUUUUUUUAACUGAAUAUUCAGAAGAAGAAGCUUGUUUUUAUAAGUGCUUUUUGGAAACGGACCAAGUAAAAUGGAUAUCAUGGAGUCUCGAUUUGCUCACCUGCGCCAGCGGGAUGCCAGCGUGUCCAUGCUGAGGGUAAAAAUGUCCCGCAGAAGGUCCCAGUCCCAGAAGGAGAACCGAGAACGUGCCAUGAACACACGCAGGCAGCUAGACAAGCUCCCAGAGCUGGAAAUGUCUUCCCUGGAUGCCUCCAUCGCAGUGGGCAACAUGUCAACCAUUCAGGAGAAGACGCAGAACAAUGCAAAACCUGCUAAAAGUGGAGCCAUAGAAGAGAGGCUGAAACAGCUUGAGCGCUGGAAAGAGCGUAAGGCUCUUGAGAAGGAGAAAGAAAAGAGAGAAAAGGAGCGUAAAGGGGUUUUUAAGACUGGCCUCUAUCAUCCAAAGGACACCCUCACCAUUGUAGCCCUGCCUGUGGUCCCAGCUGCCCCAAAAAGAGCUAAGGAGACAAAAGUGAACCCAGCACCAUCCCAGAGUACCAGAGUCACCCGUUCAAUGAAACAGCAACUGCAGCAGCCUCUGAAGACACAGGACCCAAACACUGUGGCAAAAAAAGCUCAACCUGCUGUGGAAAGAUCAACCAGAACCCGGGUAGCUCCUGUCAAACCUGCACCAGCACCAGUGACGACCAAGGCCAAAGUUUGUGCAGUGGAGCCUGUACGAGCCUUGUCAACCAGAUCAGCCAGCAGGCCUCCUGUUACAGCAGUUCCUGUGGUGAAAGACAAACCUAAGGACAAGGCUGCAGAUGUAAGAACCACAAGGAAGAGAGCCAUUGUCAACCCUGUGGUCCCCCCUUCUGGCAGAGAAAGAAACUGCAAAGCAACUGUCAACGACACUGCCCAGCCUCCUGUCCCCAAGGAGCCUGAGAUAGAGGAACCAGCCCGAGUUCAUCCUCCCAGCCCUACACCCUGUUCUGAGGAGGAAGACGUGGUGUUCGACCAAGCUCCAGCUGAUGCUCCAUCCUCUUUAUCCUCAUUUGCUCCAGAGGGUUUUGUCUUCCAGGCUCCUGCUGGUUUGUCAUGCUUCAAGUUUGAGCCUCUCACUCCUCGCUCAGCAGAUGCCUUCCUUACACCAAGCACCAGCUUCAAUAUCCCACCAGCUCCCGUAUUCAAUUUGGAGCCUCAAGUCGAACUAAGCAAGCCCUCUCCCCCUAAAUCACCUUGCCGCUCCCCACCUCGUACAUCUCCCACAGUGGCUCCUCCAACUUCAGGCAGCCCCCUGGAAUCAAAGCAUGAUGUUCCAUACUUCAGAUCGGAAAUUGCCAAUGAGACAGACAGACUGACAACUCUGUGUUCUCACUGGGAGUCUAAAGUGGAGGAUGAGUCCAUCCCAGAAGAGAUGAGAGACCGUAUGCGCACAGCAGUCGGCCAAGCGAGGCUUUUGAUGAAAGAGCGAUUUAACCAGUUCAGCGGCCUGGUGGACGACUGCGAGCUGGGCCGAGGGGAGAAGAUCACCACCUGCACUGACCUGCAGGGAUUCUGGGACAUGGUUUAUUACCAGGUAGAGGACGUCAACAAGAAGUUUGAAGCUCUCAAAGAAGCAGAGGGUCGAGGCUGGGUGGAGGAGCACAAGCCCCCACCCCGACAGAGGAAAGUAGUGAAGAAACCAGCAGCUGUGCCUGCCAAGCCAACAGGAACCAAAGCAGCAGCCAAGUCUCGCCUGGCUGCUGUGAAAGCUGCCAUGAAAGCCAGACAGCAGGCAGCAGAGGCAGAGAAAGCUGCAAAGGAUGCUGGUAAAAGCGAGGAUGACCCCAGCGUGAACUCUCAGGAACCACAACCACAAACAGGGGCCCACAUGUCAGACACAGUGCUCUUUGAUGGAGGCUUCUUCCAAGUGGAGAGUCCAGCCAAACCCUCAGGUUCAGUGAGGAGAUCCAACCGUCUGAGCGCUGCUGUGCCGCCUCAGGCCUCUCCCUGCUCCAACUACCUCACACCUCGAAGAGUCACUCGACGAUCCCUUGCAUUGGCUCAGACCCCCGCUCAGGCCGUUGCUUCUCCUGCUCAACCUGUCCUCACUCCUGCCCGCAUGUGUCUUACUCUCGACGAAACCCCAGCACAAGCACCAAAGCCUCAGUGUGCCACUCCCCAGUCAUCUCAGGAGAGAAAGGACACUGUGAAUGUCUCUCUUUGUUUCUCACCUGUCAAGGAAGUUCUUUCAGACGACACCCAGCCUGAGGGGGGCCCUUCACAGCAGACAGAAACAGUCUCUACGCAGGAAAACCCUGAACUGAGCACAGCCAUACCUGUGCAUUCACUUCCAUCUAUUUCUGUAGUGGAGGAGCAAGACGAACCAGCUGAAGCUGUCGAUGUUGACCCUCCUGUCUCUCCAAGACUCUCCCUCUCUCUGUGCAAAACACCUACUCCUGCCUUCCCUGAGCCCUCAUCAUCUCUGAGUUUCACGCUGUCACCCUGUAUGACUCCCUGCCAGCCUCCCAUCUCCUCCCUCCCUGCUGUACAUGGCCAGGUGGAGGCUCAAGUGUCUGUGUGUUGUACACCAGACAGCUCAGUUGUUGAGGAAAUUCCCGGGUUGGACUUCGAGCGUUACCUCCAGCCAUCACAGAGAUGCAGCCUGUCACCAAGGGAGACAGUUGCCAUGGAGACGUUGUCACCCAUGGCAGUGGAUGUUGAGAUGGAGAGUCCCAGAAGUCAAUCUGAAGACCUGCUAACUCAACAGGAACCAGCACUAACAGCGGUGCCCUCAGUGUUAAAUCUUCAGUCACCACAGGUCCAGACAGCAGAGUCUGCCCUGCUUCUUUUCACCCCGGACCUGAGCAACCGGAUACGCCAGUCUGUAUGUCCAAGUGACCUCAUGGUCUUCACCCCUCCCUCUAAUAUGUAGCAAAGACUUUUUCUUUUGUACUAAUUCUUUUUUUUUUUUUUACUCCCUUUGGAAAAAAAAAUAUCUGAGUGAUUAUUAACAUUUAUUUUCAGAUUACUGGAAAAUAGUUGUGUCCGAAAGGAUGGUUUGAUUAAAGUUCUAGUUAUCAGAAGGAAAUGGUCAAAACUCUUUAUUUACAUAAAUACAAAAAUCGCCAAUGCACUCACUGCUUUUAUUACUGUAUUUGAAGGCUCUAAGCAUUUUAUUUGUUUUUUGGACUUUGUGAAUAUUUUGGCUAUGAAACAGCUGGCUUCAUCCUGCGUCUGACAGGUUUCUCUGCUGCCCACAUUAUUACUGCAUCUUCAUCUUCUGCUUUCAUUCAUCGGCCUCUUAAUGCUCCUUCUGCCUGUAACACAACACAGUACAACACUGAGCACUACACAUGUUUAUGGGACAAAGGUGUAGUGGGGUGCAUAAGGGAGCAGCAGGAUGAUUUGGGACAUGGGUGGAGAU
This is a messenger RNA of Toxotes jaculatrix (banded archerfish), 3684 nucleotides long. It is a transcript of the gene dlgap5, whose product is annotated as discs, large (Drosophila) homolog-associated protein 5. NCBI's taxonomy places the organism in Eukaryota, Metazoa, Chordata, Actinopteri, Toxotidae. The record is from RefSeq and is a predicted model, not a curated record. Gene Ontology annotation, molecular function: microtubule binding. The transcript is spliced from 19 exons. Gene Ontology annotation, biological process: centrosome localization; regulation of mitotic cell cycle; mitotic spindle organization. Gene Ontology annotation, cellular component: cytoplasm; nucleus; spindle pole centrosome. The coding region runs from base 367 to 3192 and encodes 941 amino acids.